Molecule: messenger RNA, 957 nt
Organism: Fonsecaea monophora
Lineage: Eukaryota; Fungi; Ascomycota; Eurotiomycetes; Chaetothyriales; Herpotrichiellaceae
Exons: 3
Coding region: 1-957 (318 amino acids)
Molecular function (GO): metallopeptidase activity
Source: RefSeq, a predicted model, not a curated record
AUGUCCGAGCUCUGGUCGUCGAAGUUCUUGCCCAUCGUUCUCCAUCAAUUAGCUCAUAACAAAGCCAUAAUAUGGAAGCUGACUGUUAUUUUCAUCAGUUGCUUGUGUCUCGUGCGGAAUGGCAGGAUAUGUGCCGCUAAUAUACCAAAGUUCAGUGCUGUUAAAGGCGUCUCCCACGAUCGGCAGAUUCAACGGGUGGCGCAGGCUUUCGAAGAUGCAGUGCUGUUGGCAAGAGUGGCUACGGCAACAUUUAAUCCGUGCGAGGAAAUCUUCCUUCGCUACUUUCAGCCCCUGGAAGCGACAUUCGUCAAACAGGUCUUCCAGAUAAUUGCAAACAUGCCCCUCAACCAGGAGCUAGACGGCAAAAAUGUGAUUGAAGUGCUCUCGAGCUCCUCGAUGGCUGAAGAACCACAGCCAAAAUUCGAUCAGUUGGAAAUUGCAUUCGGGAGCCAUCCCGCUCUUCCAGAAAACAAGCAAGUGUCCCAAAAGUAUCCGUCACCCGAGGAAGUAGCGAAUCCUCCAAGUUCAGUCAAAGCCCCAGAAGGCAACCCUGAGCCAGGCUACACUUGCGACGGCCUCGGUGAUGACGACAGUGAUUGGAUGACCUCUCCAGGUGGCAUUCUUUUGCACGAGCUCCUGCAUUGGACCUUUCUCUUGGACGAUAUUACCGGGUUUUCGGAUAUAAUUGAUGAGAACGACGACGAGUUCCCACAAAUAGUUGACUUUUGGGGACCCGACCCACCCGAUGGAUAUGGACCAUUUCAUGCAAUGCAGCUCAGAAGUCAGGGCGCGUACGUUGCCAUACAGAAUGCCGACACGUAUCGCUGCUAUGCUCAGUCCAAAUACUGGACUUGGAAGUGUGGAAAGUCGUUUGGACGGGCGCAGAGUGACGAAGAUAAUACUAGGAGAACUGGUAUCCGGAUCAUUCGUGGUGAUCUCGAAACAGGAGAAGAGUGA